CUUUUCUAUUUCCGAGAUGAAGCCUGCUGUUUUACAGUUGCAGGUUCACUUGGAAAAUUCGCAGUAUCUUACCUUUUACGGAGACCAGCGGAUCACUUACGUAACUGAGGCAGCUAACUCAAAUAAAACUAUGUUGACCCAGUUUUUCGCCAUGAAUGCAUCCAAUCAAGUUGCAAAAACUUUAAAACUCUUGUAUGUUGAAUUCCCACAUUAUUUUGUUUGGAAUGUGCAAAAAAAAGAAUGGACCCAACGUAAGAAGAAGGAAGUCCUUGGCAGACUUGUUUCUGUCAAUCCUUUCGAAGGGGAUCGCUAUUACCUCCGCCUCCUGCUCUCAAAUGUGCGAGCACCAAAAUCAUUUUCAGAUCUUAAGAGUAUUAAUGGCCAUGUGGCUCCCACAUUCAGAUCUGCAGCUGAGCAGCGUGGGCUGCUGGCAGGGGACUUUGUCGUUCGCGCGUCACUUGAUGAGGCGGUAUUAUUCCAGUUGCCUUCCAGUCUGCGCAAACUGUUUGCUACACACCUCUGUUUUUCAGCAGUCCCCAAUCCUCGCGGCCUUUGGGCUGAUUACAAACCCCAUUUGUGUGAAGACAUAGCGAGGUCCCAAUCAUGCGCAGUGGCAGAAAAGACAGUACUGUCGUUGUUGCGUGACUUAUUUGCUGCAAUGGGGAAAGAUAUCAACUCAUUUUGUUUGGUUGACUCAGACUUGGAUACUGCUGAGGACGAUGGAACCGCCCGUGAAAUACUUGCCGAACGUGGUAUACAGGUAAGUGAGGCGGACCUGGACAGUAUAUCUUUCUUAAACACUCAGCAAAAACACGCAUUUGACACUAUAAUGGAAGCAGUCCAUUCUUGCCGUGGGACUGUUUUCUUUGUUGAUGGCCCAGGUGGUACUGGUAAGAGUUUCUUGUACCGGUCCUUGUUGGCCGCCACACGGAUGAACAAAUGGAUAGCGCUUGCAACUGCAAGUUCGGGCAUCGCUGCAUCCAUCUUGCCCGGUGGGCGUACUGCACAUUCACGGUUUAAAUUGCCUCUUGAUGGUGAGUCAAAAUAUAUAUGCAACAUUGGCAAACAAUCAGCAGAGGCCAAGCUCCUUAGAGCUGCACGCCUAAUCUUGUGGGAUGAAGCAUCAAUGGCAAAUCGCAGGAUUGUUGAAAGUCUUGAUACAACAUUAAGAGACAUCCUUGGCGUAGAUUCCCUUUUCGGGGGCAAGGUUAUGGUCUUCGGGGGUGACUUUAGACAAACUUUACCAGUGGUCCGUUCUGGCACAAGGACAGAUUUUGUAGAUGCGUGUCUGUUAAAAUCAAUAAUAAUAUGGCCUCAUGUCCACCGCCUGCGUUUGAUAAAAAACAUGCGGGCACAUGAAGAUCCUGCCUUUUGUGACUAUUUGAUGCGCGUUGGCAAUGGAACUGAAACCCUCGUCGCGGGUGACAAGAUAAAGAUCCCCGCCAACUUUAUCUUACCCUGGAUUGAUGAAACCGCAUCCCUGAAAUUGCUUUUUUCAGCGGUCUACCCAGACUUGCACUUGUUUGAAACUGACCCUUACGCUUUGAUGUCACGUGCCAUACUCACCACAAAAAAUGACAUUGUAGACUUCAUCAAUUCAUCGUUGAUAGCUAAGUUUCCUGGAGAAGAACACAUAUAUCUUAGCUAUGAUACCCCAAUUGAGCCUAAAUAUAUGCACUGUGAAGAUUACCUGCACACCUUAUCCCCUGCUGGUUUGCCCCCCCACAGGUUAACUUUAAAACCUAAUUGUCCUGUGAUGUUAUUGCGAAAUCUGAAUCCAUGUGAGGGCCUAUGCAACGGGACCAGGCUAAUAUGCGAUGCAUUCGGAGAUCAUGUCUUGAGUUGCUUCAUUGCCGCAGGUGAUCACAAGGGAAAACAUGUGUUCAUCCCUAAGAUUCCUUUGGAAGUCUCAAAAGAUGAACACUGUUCUAUGCCUUUCAAGCGCACACAGUUCCCUAUCAAAGUCUGUUUUGCCAUGACAAUAAAUAAGUCCCAGGGGCAGACGCUGGAUUUCGUUGGUAUAUAUUUAAAAGAACCAGUCUUUUCUCAUGGACAGCUCUACGUUGCAAUGUCAAGGGCCAAAAAUGCAGAUUCCAUAAAAAUUGUGAUUUGUCCAGAUGAACAGGGGCCAGUGGUUACGAAUAGCACAAGCAAUAUUGUUUUUGCUGAAAUUGUGCCUUUCAUUAACUAGAGGUCACCUGAUGCUUGUGUUAUGUUUGUUAUUUUUGAGUUCAAUCUGUCCUUGUAUUGAUUUGGUUUUUACCCAUUCCGUUUCCCUUGUCAUUUGCAGAGUGUUGCUGGUAUGGCAGCUGAAAUGUUGCUUUUGGAUGUGAAGCCAGAAACCCAAAGGUGGACAUGCCGCCUUACUGUCAUUGAGAAACAGAAUGUCCGCUCAGCAAAAAAUUCUCCAUGCAAGUUUAUGCCAAUAGUCCUGAUGGACUCUGCCGUGAGUUACCCCUUGAAACAUACUGAAUUAUUAUUUACCAUCUGUGUCCACAUCCUUUAUUAUGCAUUUACAUCUCUCUUUUGAAUAGGGGACAAAGGUGAAAGCAACUGCAUUCCAGGGCGACAUUGAAGGGAUAGAUAAGCGGCUCACAUUAUACUCUACAUAUCUCAUCUCAAAUGCUUAUGUGAAGCCCCUAACGGAACUCCGCUAUUGUGUUGAUGAGUCUUAUAAGUAUGUUUGGUCUUUCACAAGACGGACUAUGAUCCAGGAUGUUGACGCGGAAGAAGGAAUUGAUGCCCGAGAACAGGCCGAGGCAGACACUAAACAGUUCUGGGAGCUUUACACUUGUUACUUGACUGAUGAAAAAAUAAGUAUUCUUGCUGCAAUUGUUGCGAAACUACCUCGUGCCUUCAUAGUCACGGAUGAUGGGCAGAAGGUCGCUUGGGACGUGGUUGUUGUUGAUGAAGACUGUACACCAUUGCCGCUCACAAUGUGGGGAGAUUUUGUUGUUCGACACGGGAGUGAAAUUGAAAAGCGGCUGAGUGGAGGGGAAUGCCCCCUUGUCCUCAUUAGCAAAGUGGCUAUCAACCUUUUCCAAGGCUUAACCCUUUCUACGCGGUUCGACAGCCACAUGGUGCUUGACCCAACUGGGGAGCGCGCCUUGCUUCUGAAAAAAUGGGUUGCUGCCAAUGCAGCGAAAAUAGAAUUGAUGGUGGUUGACAAGAAGUAUGAGCAUGCAUUGCGUGCUAUUGCUUGUCCUGCCUCACAGCCACGUACAAGUAUUUCGUGUGUAGAAACUCAGCUGAAUACGGUCAGUCUCGCUCUUUCUGAUUUUCGGUACUCUUCCAUGCACAGUUUUGACACCGCCUUCAAAAACCUGUGUUCUGCAUUAAAUGGUCAUUCUAUUACACUUUCAUGUGUGGGCUUUAAUGUAUGUUUUACCAACAGAUCCCGAUUGUGUGGGUGUAUGGGAAGCUCAACUUUACUAACACUUCAGGGGAUGGUUCGUAUGUGGGUUGUGAUUAUUGUAAUCGAAGGGUGCAUGGCAUUGAUGGCGUGACAUUCGAGUGCUUGUUCUGUGGCCAGAAACAAGGCACCAGUGUUAAACGGUAUGAAGCUCACGCCUCAACAACAUAUUGAUUAAUAAAUUAAAUGCUAACUGGGUGAAUGUUUAUGCAGUUAUGUUUGCAGUGCGACCUUGUCUGAUUCUAGCGGCUGCAUUCCUGUUACUCUCUUCACAAGUGACAUUUUACACUUGAUGGAAAUUGUUUCAAUGGAUCCCGACGUCGAGCUGGAUCUGGAAGCUUUGGAUGCAAAGCUCCAAUCAGCACCGAUAAUUGCAGGUGUGAGACGCUCAAAGAGCAGCGAAGGUGGUCUCCAAAAAAACCCUUACAGCAUUGUGCUUGUCUCCAAUGGAAAAGCGCCCCCAGCGCCUGCUGCAGCAAGAACUGCCACUUCAUCAGCUGCUGCACCUGAAGUUGCGUUGGAUGCUGCUUCUGCUCGCAAAAGAAAGCUGGACUUUAAAUCAGCCGAAGAUGUUCACUAUGCUGCUCCCACUGCUGCUGCUAAAGACACCUUACCCACCGAAACUACUGAAAAGGAGCCCCUUUCGAACGUUCGCCAGAGGAAGCGCAAACCUGCGACCGGUUAAGGGCCACACCGAACCACUUUUUGGCAGAUCUUUUGCAACCAAUGGAACAUCUUGGUUUGUCUGUAAAUUAUGAACACCACUUUUUGGACAACCUCCUAGGCUAAUUAGCAGAUUAGAUGGAUUAUGCUGAUUUAGCUCAUUACUGAACAUGUCCAGCAACCUUUUUGUUUUUUGCUCAUCUAGGGUCAUUAACCGUUGUUGUGUACAUAUCAACUAGUUACCAUGUUCGGUUUAAAUGUGCCUUACUCACACUGUAUAUAUGCCACCAUGAAAGUAAUGUCAUGUUGUCUGCUUUCCUUAUUUUGCGGAAAGAGCAUUUGCUGAAACCAAAAAGGUAUAAGGGAUUUGUUUGUCGUUAUGCUGUAUGUUCGUGAUUAACUAAGAACAGUGGCGGAACUAGAGGGGGUCGAGCCGGUGCUGCCGCCACCCGUUCGGUGGAGAUUGUAGUGUAUAUAUAUGCGUGUGUAUAUGUCCAGUCCCGUCUCUACAUCUAUUAUAAAUAUUAUCUGACCCGUAAUUCACCUAACAGUUAGAACAACACUGAUGGUCGAAGGCCUUACAUAUUUGGACUAUGGCCGGGUUCGGUUCACGCUGGGGCCUUUUUUUAAUUAAUACGUAGGAUCUACAUAUGAUACUUCCUACAGGGCCACUCUGGAUUUGGGAUAUUAUUAGUUUUACUUUUUUUGAACUACCACACUAGAUUUCUCUUACUUUUGUGCUACACUUUUAUUGUUUCAGUUUACUUUUUUCAAAAUUAACAUGUUAUUUGCAUUUCCUGUUUUGUACAAUACUACGGAGUA
This is a messenger RNA of Cuscuta epithymum, 4897 nucleotides long. Lineage: Eukaryota; Viridiplantae; Streptophyta; Magnoliopsida; Solanales; Convolvulaceae. The record is from the annotation of a GenBank genome assembly.